Molecule: messenger RNA, 2409 nt
Organism: Myxocyprinus asiaticus (Chinese sucker)
Lineage: Eukaryota; Metazoa; Chordata; Actinopteri; Cypriniformes; Catostomidae
Gene: prelid3b
Product: PRELI domain containing 3
Exons: 6
Coding region: 93-674 (193 amino acids)
Biological process (GO): phospholipid transport
Cellular component (GO): mitochondrial intermembrane space
Molecular function (GO): phosphatidic acid transfer activity
Source: RefSeq, a predicted model, not a curated record
GGGCGGAGCUACAGCGUUCCGGCGGAAGCGGCGCGGUGUCACAGUGAGCUGCAGCUCUUUUCUCACUAAACACCUCAAAUACAGCAAGAAUCAUGAAGAUCUGGACGUCGGAGCACAUUUUCAAUCACCCAUGGGAAACAGUGACCAAAGCUGCCAUGCAGAAGUACCCGAACCCCAUGAACCCCAGUGUGUUUGGAGUGGAUGUGUUGGAUCGUGAUGUGGACCAACAGGGGCGUCUGCACAGCAAACGACUGCUCAGCACUGAGUGGGGGCUGCCGUCCAUUGUCAGAUCUAUAAUUGGUAAUGCACGAACAUGUAUGUACAUCCAGGAACACUCCGUAGUAGAUCCUAAAGAGAAGACCUUUGAACUUCAGUCCACUAAUAUCACCUUCACUAACAUGGUAUCUGUGGAUGAACGUCUAACAUACAGACCACACCCAGACGACCCAGAGAAAACUAUGCUCACUCAGGAAGCCAUCAUCUCUGUGAAGGGUGUCAGUCUGAGCAGCUAUCUUGAGGGAUUAAUGGCCUCCACCAUCUCGACCAAUGCAGGAAAGGGUCGUGAGGCGAUGGAGUGGGUGAUCAGACGUUUGAACAUCGAGAUCGAAGAGUUGGCCAUCACAACGAGGGGAACCAUGAGAACGCCCAUGGCCGCUGCGGUCAUGGAAAAAUGAACGCUCCUGUGACAUCACACAGCCUUCCUCUCUGUCGCUGCACUUCACUGCAUCUUUUUUCGAUCCCGGAAGUUUAUCCUCUGUAUCCCCCUCACAUUCAAGCGUCUACAUUAGAGGCAAACGGGGUGCAUUACGUGACAGAGAGAGGAAAGAGAACUCCGGGACUAACGGUGCUGUUGACGCACGACAAGAACAUGAAGGGGAAGGACGUUCGGUCAACAAAUAUAAGAAACUCUCAAACUAUUUGCAAUUUUAAUGUAUCGUAUAACUGGACAGUUGCACAGCUCGACUCAAAGAAUAUCUCGAUGUUGCCUGUGUCAUACAGAUUGUUCUUGGAAAUAGUUCAUAUUUGAAAAGGUAUUGGCCUGUAUAAGAGUGUUGAUUGGGUACGCACUGGCCGUAUACAGUGCAGCAUGGCUUGUUGUAUCUGUUCGCCAAACACGGCCAACUUAAACUCUGUUACAUGCCACUCUAACCAUCAGAGGGCAAAGAGUCCGCUUGCAAGGAUGCGCUGGGCAGUUGCUUCACCAGCACUUAUACACUUGAAAGUUAUUAAUAUUGUUAAAAUAUUUAUUUUUAGUAUCAUUAUAUUCAUAAUACUUGCACAUCAAGGAAGGGAACAAACUAAUCCAGACAAGUAGUUUUAAUCUGAAUAAUUGUGGAGGACCAUCUCAGAAGUAUCUCAGUUCUUUAUAACAUGUGUGUAUCUGUGUGUGUUUGUUGUAUUGGGCUGAUACGGAGCUGCUCAUUAAAUCUCUGUCAUCGGAUUCUUCAGAAACGUCACAUGAUAAAACAGUGCCUCCUUCAGAGUAAAUAAGACACUGAGCACUAUAUACUAAACUACAGCAUGCUCUUGUUGCACCAUGCAUUUUCUAGAGGGUUACAGAAAGAAUAACAGUAUGUUUUGCACAUUGAACAGGAUGUUAUUGUCUUGACUUUGUAAGUUAAGUAAUGCAAGAAUGUUCCAUAUUCUGCUAAUUAUGGGGACUUGGCUUGAUUUUAACAAAAGAAAGGCCAGUUUUAAUGUUGAAUCCAAACCCAAGGCCAAAAUGCGCUGGUGCAACUAUCAGUCUGCAGUGUUAGAUUUAAGAGGGUGAAAAACAUUUAAUUUAUUUAUUUAUAUUUUGAAGGUUUAUGUCAUUUAAUGCCUUGGUUACAUGCAUCCACAAAUCACAACUUCAACAUCUUCAUUGUCAGUGAUGGUAAAAACCUCAAUAUGCAAAUAAAUAUCAAUUAAGAAGUUCAUGUUGGACAGGAUGUAUUAACUGAAUGUAACAGUGACUGUCUUUGUGAACACAUGAAGAUGGUAAAGUUCUGUUUGUGGAUAUAUUACUUCCGCACAAACACUAUCAAGCAGCAAAAACCUCUACGGAUAGUUGUGUAUCUUAUUUGAUUUUUUUCCCUUUUGAAUUGAAUUUGCAUUGAAGAGCCACUGAGUUUACUUCUCUGGAACAUUGUGACUAACUGUAAAAUUAAACUAUUGCAUUUAACAUAUUUAUGCAGAAUGUAAAUAGUUUGUCACAGUGUUUUUUUUUUUUUCUCAAAUUGGUGGAAACGCUGAGGUAUUUUAGAUAUAAUUUUAACAUCUGUAGUCCAUCUUAGAGUAGGUACUAGUUAUAAUAAAAGGCCACUGAAAUGGCAGAAAUGGAGAAUGACACCUGUCAAUCAUCCAUUCUCAAUCCUAGAGCACAGCCAAUGAAAGCCGUUUAAAGAUACUGAAAUAAACUAACGUUCA